This is a messenger RNA of Durusdinium trenchii, 1833 nucleotides long. NCBI's taxonomy places the organism in Eukaryota, Dinophyceae, Suessiales, Symbiodiniaceae. The record is from the annotation of a GenBank genome assembly.
AUGCCGGAGGAGGAAGAGGAGUAUGCGGAGGAGGAGGAAGAAGAGGAGCUUGAGAUGGAGAAGGUUGAGGUCGAGAGACCAAGAUUUUUUCAUGGGCCUCGAGUGCAACUCUGCACAGAUGACAAAGAACAGAAAGCCUGCUCCUCGCUUUGCUACAACACGGCAUGUGAUUUGGUUUUUGCAGCGCAGGAGACGGUGGUUCUGGCAUACUCUGGCGAAGAGCUUGUGACAAACUGCAAGGAUGCCGCCUCUUUUUCGAAAGUGACCACAUCACCUAAAUGUCGGAUAGAGACAGCAACUCCGCCUACAUUGGUCACUACCAAUGAGGAGGGCGCAGCUUGGCUCUGCAUCAUCACGGGUGGUGGUGGCGUGUCACUCUACUCUGUGGGUGAUCUGCAGAAAGGAACGGUCAAGGAGGUUUGCAGCUAUGCGCUUGACAGCGAAGACAUAUGCAUGGCUACAUGGAAGGAUGACGACUUGAUUUGUGUCUACAAAUCUGGUCGAGUUUAUUUGAUCCAACCGAAGCCCGGUGGCGGCCACAGCUCCUGCAUUUACGAGACCUCAGACUUCAUGCCAAGUUGCGUGACAGCUCUGCCGAGGUCGGACGUGGUGCUGCUGGGUGGCAAGCCUCAAGAGGAGCAGUCGAACCUUUGGGCUGUGGACUCACAAAUGGCAACUCCAUGGGCUGUCCAGUUGGAUGAAGUCCCAUCCUCCACAGAGGACAUGUUCUACUACGGCUGCCUUUGUUGUCUUCGGGUGGUGACGCGCCAAGAGUGGCAGGUUGGAGAUCCUUUUGACAUUGUCAUGAUGUACGUCACGGAUGCCGAAGAUCAAAAUGAUGCAUUCAACUUGCAGGCGGUGGUGUCUGUCGACCCCGACUGUGCAAGCGCCACGGUCAAAGCGUUCACCACGUACGAGAUCUUCAUGGAACAGUAUGUUGAGCAAAUGUUCUUGCACAGCUUGUGGAUUCCCGACUGGUCCAUUCUAAUCAUGGGUGUCACUGCGGCCACAGACCUUUUGCUGCUGAGCAGUCACGAUUCGCUUGGUUCGCAGCUUGGCUGGGCCCCGCUGGGACUGCCUGAGGGAAAGCAGCUGAACUGCCCAAAUUCGGUGGUGGAUUCGGACACCACCAAGCUGCGAGGGCUGUGUCUCGUGACCAGCUUCAAAGGCACAAUUCCAAGGAAAGAGACCACGGAGCCCGACAUGGAAGCACCACCAGUGGUGCUGCUUGCUGCGUCUGAUGGGACUGUGAGCAUUCACUAUUGUGACCAUGAUUUGCCCCCGCCACAGCAUUCUCCGCUUCUGGGAAAGCCAGGUGUCUCGAAAGCUGCCAUGGCCUCAUCGCCCUUUGCAGCAACUGGGACCUCUUCAUCGCCUUUCCAGGCCACGUCAAAAGCACCUGCCAUGUCACCCUUUGGCGGAGGGAGCUCUUCAUCUGGAGGGCUUUUUGGCAGUGCUUCUGCAGCCUCGCCAUUUGCAAGCCUUGGGUCUGGCGAGAAAGAUGCUAAGGGUACACCUUUCCAGGCUUCAACUUUGGCAGGGACACCCUUUGGAGGCGCAGCCAAGGCAAAUUACUCCAGCCGCAUCGCCCUUUGCAAGUGGGUCUCAGGGGUCGACGACGUCACCAUUCCAAGCGAAGGCAGCACCAUCGGAACCCACAGGAGCUGGCUCACUCUUUGGUUCAAGUGCAACACAGGCCGAAGAGUACUUUGCCAUUUGGUUGGGAAGCUCAAGUUCUCCUUUUGCAAGUGGCGCAACAUCUCCUUUUCAGGUUGGUCCUUCUUCGAGCAGCGCAGGAAAUGCUCUCUUCGGAGCAAGUGGAGGGCAAUCUGA